Molecule: messenger RNA, 1018 nt
Organism: Ceratosolen solmsi marchali
Lineage: Eukaryota; Metazoa; Arthropoda; Insecta; Hymenoptera; Agaonidae
Gene: sicily
Product: NADH dehydrogenase (ubiquinone) complex I, assembly factor 6 homolog sicily
Exons: 4
Coding region: 30-968 (312 amino acids)
Biological process (GO): mitochondrial respiratory chain complex I assembly; biosynthetic process
Cellular component (GO): mitochondrion
Source: RefSeq, a predicted model, not a curated record
AAAUAUUUCGUUAAUUUAUUUCUUUUAUUAUGAUUAUAAUUUCAUUGAGAAAAUUAUUGAAAUCGAGAUAUUGUCAAACGAGAGGUUUAAAAGUAGCAUCCGCAGGGCAAACACCUGCUGAAUAUUGUUUACAUUUAGUAAGAAACAAUGAUUUUGAGAAUUUUUUGUGUACAUUAAUUUUGCCAAAAAUUUUGAGAUCCACUGCCUUUGCGAUUCGAGCUUUCAACACAGAAAUAGCUACGAUUCAAGAUCAAAUUACAGACAAUAGGUACGGCUUAUUAAGAAUUGAAUUUUGGACAGAUACUUUGAACAAUAUCUAUAAUGACAAGCCAAUAGAACAUCCGACGUCCUUAGAACUAUAUAGGGUGAUGCACAAGAAGAAGUUGUCUAAAUAUUAUUUUAAACGUUUAAUCGAGUCUCGAUCCAAUCAUAUAAAUUCCUCUACUUUUACAAGUUUACAGUCAAUGGAAAAUUAUGCCGAAAAUUCAGUCUCUACUAUUUAUUAUUUGCUUUUAGAAGCAGGCGAAAUACAGGAUAUAAAAACAGAUCAUUUUGCGAGUCAUUUGGGCAAAGCCCAUGGUAUCGUGACUUUAAUCAGAUCCGUGCCUCAUAAUACAGAGAGGAGAAUCAUUAAUCUACCGCAAGAUGUACUCAUGAAGCAUGGGAUCUCUAGCGAAUCGGUGCUUCAAAAAAAAAGUACUAACAAAUUAAAGGACGUGAUUUAUGAGAUUUCUACUAAAGCUAAACAACAUUUAAAUAAGGCUUUAUCUCUGCAAAAUCAAAUUAAAAAUGAGUCUCGCAUAAUUUUUUUGCCAUAUAUUUUUAUUAAGGAUUAUCUCGACAAUUUAGAAAAAGCAGAUUUUGAUGUUUUUCAUCCCAAAUUGCAAGAACGAAACGACUUACUAGUAUUCAAAUUACUUUGGAAAAAAUUAUCUCUUCAAAUAAACAAGUCCUCUCGUUUUAACUAACAUAAAAUUUAAAAUUAUUAUUUAUACAACGUUGAAAAAUUAAUAUAUUG